Messenger RNA from Haliaeetus leucocephalus (bald eagle), 1967 nucleotides. It is a transcript of the gene NME6, whose product is annotated as NME/NM23 nucleoside diphosphate kinase 6. NCBI's taxonomy places the organism in Eukaryota, Metazoa, Chordata, Aves, Accipitriformes, Accipitridae. The coding region runs from base 152 to 487 and encodes 111 amino acids. The record is from RefSeq and is a predicted model, not a curated record. The transcript is spliced from 4 exons. Gene Ontology annotation, biological process: GTP biosynthetic process; UTP biosynthetic process; CTP biosynthetic process. Gene Ontology annotation, molecular function: nucleoside diphosphate kinase activity.
GCGCCUCUGCCCGCAGGCCGUGCACGAAACCAUCCUCAGCAACCGGUUCCUCAUCGUGCGCGCCAAGAAGCUGCGCUGCGGACGGGAGGAGAGCCGCCGCUUCUACCGGGAGCACGCGGGGCGGUUCUUCUACCAGCGGCUGGUGGAGUUCAUGGCCAGUGGCCCCAUGUGGGCUUAUAUCUUGGCCCACGAGAAUGCUGUACCCCUCUGGAGAUCCCUGAUGGGACCCACAAAAGUAUUCCGAGCUCGAAACAGCGUCCCGGACUCCAUCCGAGGAGCUUAUGGCCUUACUGACACCAGGAAUACCACUCAUGGCUCAGAUUCACCAGCAUCAGCCAGCAGAGAAAUUGCCUUUUUCUUCCCGGAGUUCAAUGAACAGCUCUGGUACCAGCAGGAAGAGCCACGUCUGCGCUCUGGGCAGGUGUAUUACAAUGCAGAGGAGCGUGUCCACUGUGUGUUCAGGGAUGAAGAAACAGAGUUGACCUGAAUUACCCAGGGGUAUGGUUUGCUGAGCUGGAAGUAGCUGCUAGGCACACUGUUUGGGUCAGCCCCCUAACAAGAUAUAGAGCUAUGGUAUGUUUCAAGGAGUAUGGGGGAGGGAAAGACCUAACGCAUAUUAUGUUGUGCCACCUGGGAUUAUGUUAUUCAUGCAACAUACAGGUGCUGGGGCAUUUUAGGAAAAAACUUCUCAAGUAGCAGUACUCCCAACUCGAUAUAGAGGUCUAGCCAUGCAGUUCACUGGUCCCUUCCGUGUUUAUUUGGAUAUGACCAGUAUAGGCGAGUUCAUCAAAGGGAUAAGCGGAAAGGGAGUUGCUAGUUCCAGUUAGGAUAUGAUUGGUUUUGCUGAUAGUAGGCCUCAGAUUCUUAAUAUUUACUCUGUUCCCACAGUCCCUUAUGGAGAAGAGAGGGGAAAAAGAAUAUGAGAAAAUGCAGCGGUAAGCAGGGCAAUAUUAACUCUCCUGUCCUUGCUUUCCUGGUUCCAAGCUGAGAAAUAAGGCUGCCUUCAGUUUUGUAUCGUGAUUCAUAUCUUAAGCAUCUGGCAGAGGGCACAGUUAGAAGCCAUUCUUGAGAGGAAAGCAGCAUAUCCUGUUGGUUCAGUUUUGUCUGGGCUGACAAGCCUGGGACAGAAGUGCCAGGGGAAGUUGCAGAAAGAUGUGGAAUAGUCCAGUGCCUGUGAAGGAUCUUCUAUUUUGUGCUUUUAGAUUGCCUGGGGCAUGAGAUGAGUAGUUCUGAUGAAACUUGAUAGUGGCUAUUAAAGCUGUAGAUUUCUGGAAUCCAUAAUAAAAAACCAGAGAAGUUAAUUCUGGUGCACAGAAGCUGUAGAGUUUCUGCCCAGAGCUCAGCAUUGAAGCACUGAGUUCCAUGUCCUUUGUAAAUUAUAUGGACAAAGUCAUUAUCCAGAUAACUGAUAAAAUUAUUAUAUGGUGGUGCAUGAGGACUUGGUUUUGAGGUACAGUGCAAGGAUCUGACAUGCUUAUUUACGUUUUCCUGUUUGAUGCAUUUCGAGAUCUGUUCCUGUAGGAGUUUUUAAUCAUUUAAACUGUCCCCCUAAUAGCUUCUCACUAUGCUGAUUUUUUUUCUUUAAUUAAGGUGCCAUGUUGUACUGAGUGAAUUUCUUUUGGAUAAUUUCAAAUGCACUGUGUUGGUGAAGGUACCUUUGUAGUAAUGUACUUGGGGUAAGAAGUUUGUUAGCUUGACUUCAUUUUCUGAAGCUAUGCAUGACUAGCAUUGACGAUACUAGUCACUAAAGCUGUUGACAGAGUCCCGAAUUUACUAGUGCAUUAUUGUGUCACAGAUCAAAGGCAAGUUACUUUGUCUAGUUUAAGACAACUAUGUAAAACAUUGGUUGUUUGAUUGAAAAAUGUUUAAUUGUAGGAAGUGCUGCCGUAGAGCUUCCUUGAUUAAAUACAUCAGUAUUUUUCUUCCUUCCUUACUAUUAUAUGAGGUUAAAUGCAGUCACUGUUUUG